Molecule: messenger RNA, 996 nt
Organism: Chenopodium quinoa (quinoa)
Lineage: Eukaryota; Viridiplantae; Streptophyta; Magnoliopsida; Caryophyllales; Amaranthaceae
Exons: 2
Coding region: 1-996 (331 amino acids)
Source: RefSeq, a predicted model, not a curated record
AUGGAAACCCAAAUAAGUCAACUGUCACAACUGGUGAGUCGCCUAUCAACUCUUCACGAUCAAGCGAAGGUCCAAAAAGAGCAAUGUAAUGCUGUUUUCUUAAGAAGAGACGAACCAUCUCCGAAGAAAUUAGAUGGGAAGGUGUGUAGUGUGGAGUCUAGAAAAGAUAAAAAGGUCGAAGAUGUUCAAGGUGCCAAAUAUGUUGCUCCACCGGCUUAUGAGGAACCGAUGCCUUUCCCGCAACGAUUGUCAAAAGCCGUGCUCGAUAGACAUUUUGGCAAAUAUUGCGAAGCCCUUAAGAAGGAAGUAGCACAUAAGAAGGGUCCUACUCUCUUAUAUGAUAACCUACCCCCUAAGCUGCAUGAUCCUGGUAGUUUCACUAUUCCUUGCACGAUAAGCGAGAAAUUUUUCGACAGGGUUUUGUGCGAUUUAGGUGCUAGUGUUAACCUAAUGCCCUAUUCAUUAUAUGAGACUUUAGGCUUGCAAGGACUUAAACCUUCCCCUAUUUCUCUUCAAUUGGAUGAUGGGACCUCUAGACUUCCUAAGGGUGUGGUUGAAGAUGUUUUAGUUAUGGUGGGUGGACUUGUCUUCCCUGUUGAUUUUGUGGUUAUGGAUAUGAAGGAAGAUUGUAAGAUCCCGAUCAUACUUGGUCGACCAUUCCUAACCACGGGUCAAGCCCUAAUAGAUGUUCCCGAAAGACAAGUUGUCAUUAGGGCCCAUGAUAAACAAGUCAUGCUCAAGAUUUUUUAUGAACAUAACUCUAUGUUUGAUGGUGGUACCUGUUUGAGAAUCGAUGCUACUAACCCUCUGUUUGAUAAGUAUGUGUAUGAUAGGAAUUUUGUGAGAGGAAAGGAUAAAGUUCCACCUGAUGGCAUGUUUGGCUACAUGAAGGUGAAUUCGGUUACAAGGCAAGUGAAUAAUCCAAUGAAGGAGUCGCUUGGAGGCAAUCAUGGACAACAUCGCAGACCUCCUUCUCCGUGUAGUGAUCCCGGUUGA